UUUGUCACUUGAAGCAGCAGCUAACUACAGCAACAACAUCCUGUUUCUGUCACGUGACUGCGUCUCAUUCUCACAUGACCAAGCGUGACGUAGCUGUGUCUGUCAACUGAGAAACCAGUGAUUUUUGAGCUGCAACGACAGGAGAGAAAACGGACCAGAUCUCAGGAUGGAUAUCCGAGGAGCGGUGGACGCUGCCGUCCCGACUAACAUCAUCGCCGCGAAAGCUGCGGAGGUGCGGGCCAACAAGGUCAACUGGCAAUCCUACCUCCAGGGGCAGAUGAUCUCUGGAGAGGACUGUGAGUUCAUCAAGCGCUUUGAGAUGGCUCGUGCAGAAGAGAAACAGGCCAUUCUGUCCAACGAAGGGCAUCAGUGUGCGAAGACGUUCCUCAACCUGAUGGCUCACAUCUCUAAAGAGCAGACCGUGCAGUACAUCCUGACCCUCAUCAACGACAUGCUGCAGGAGAACCACCAGAGGGUGAACAUCUUCUUCGAUUACGCCAAGAAGACCAAGAGCACGGCCUGGUCCCACUUCCUGUCCAUGCUGAACCGGCAGGACCUGUUCACUGUCCACAUGGCGGCGACGAUCAUUGCGAAGCUGGCCGCUUGGGGUCGGGAGCUGAUGGAGGGAAGUGACCUGAACUACUACUUCAACUGGAUCAAAACCCAGCUCAGCUCCCAGAAGCUCCGUGUGACAGGUGUGUCAGGUGCAGAAAUGAUCGCCAUGUCUCACAGUGAGAGCUCCCAGUAUGUCCAGUGUGUGGCAGGAUGUCUGCAGCUGAUGCUGAGGAUUAAUGAGUACAGGUUCUCCUGGGUGGAGGCUGACGGGGUCACCUGCAUCACGGCGGUCCUGAGCAGUAAGUGCGGGUUCCAGCUGCAGUAUCAGAUGAUUUUCUGCAUCUGGCUGCUGGCCUUCAACCCCCAGCUGUGCGAGAGCCUGCGGCGCUACAACGUGGUCCCCGCGCUCUCCGACAUCCUGCAGGAGUCCGUCAAGGAGAAGGUCACCAGGAUCAUCCUCGCUGCGUUCAGGAACCUUCUGGAGAAGUCGGCGGAGCGGGAGACCCGGCAGGAGUACGCGCUGGCCAUGAUCCAGUGCAAGGUGCUGAAGCAGCUGGAGAACCUGGAGCAGCAGAAGUACGACGACGAGGACAUCUCCGACGACAUCACCUUCCUGCUGGAGCGGCUGGGAGAGAGCGUGCAGGACCUCAGCUCGUUCGAUGAGUACAGCUCGGAGCUGAAGUCCGGCCGGCUGGAGUGGAGCCCCGUGCACAAGUCGGAGAAGUUCUGGCGGGAGAACGCGGUCCGUCUGAACGAGAAGAACUACGAGCUGCUGAAGAUCCUGACCAAGCUGCUGGAGGUGUCGGACGACCCCCAGGUCAUCGCCGUGGCAGCGCACGAUGUGGGAGAGUACGUGCGGCACUACCCUCGAGGGAAGAGGGUGAUCGAGCAGCUGGGCGGUAAGCAGCUGGUGAUGAACCACAUGCACCACGAGGACCAGCAGGUCCGCUACAACGCCCUGCUGGCCGUGCAGAAGCUCAUGGUGCACAACUGGGAAUAUCUGGGCAAACAGCUGCAGUCAUCAGAGCAGCCCGCAGCCGUUUCUGCCAGGAGCUAAAGUGUGUGUGUGUGUGUGUGUGUGUGUGUGUGUGUGUGUGUGUGUGUGAGAGUGUGUGUGUGUGUGAGAG
Messenger RNA from Conger conger (European conger), 1682 nucleotides. Its product is annotated as V-type proton ATPase subunit H-like. Gene Ontology annotation, cellular component: lysosomal membrane; vacuolar proton-transporting V-type ATPase, V1 domain. The record is from RefSeq and is a predicted model, not a curated record. Bases 167 to 1612 code for a protein of 481 amino acids. Lineage: Eukaryota; Metazoa; Chordata; Actinopteri; Anguilliformes; Congridae. Gene Ontology annotation, biological process: proton transmembrane transport. The transcript is spliced from 14 exons. Gene Ontology annotation, molecular function: proton-transporting ATPase activity, rotational mechanism.